AAAAAGAAGAAGAUAUAUUUAAUGAAGUUGAGUGGAUCAUGGUGAAAGAAAGCUCUCCCACCCCCCACAUAGCAAUGUCUCACUCCCAUUUCCUAUCACAAGAGCCAUCCACUAACCAUAAUCACAGCUUUUCGGCUUACCAUCCUGACCACUCAUCCUUCAAACUUUCCGAUUAUCUGAUCUUCGAUGACGGCCCCGACGAAGACCCAGCGUCGUCAAUCAUCGGAUUCAGGCAGAAUCCGACUUUUCCAACGAUGGAGAUCGUUGGUGAUUCAGACCAAAACGGCGAUAAUAGCUCUAUUAGUAGCAUUGAAAGUGGAGAGAAGAAUAUUUCAAUGGACUUCGGGGUUCGGAUUGCAUUUAGAACAAAAUCCGAGCUUGAAAUCUUAGAUGAUGGAUUCAAGUGGAGAAAAUAUGGAAAGAAGACCGUCAAGAACAGCCCAAAUCCAAGGAAUUACUACCGAUGCUCAAACGGAGGGUGCCCAGUGAAGAAGAGAGUCGAAAGAGAUCGAGAUGACCACAGUUAUGUGAUCACAACAUAUGAGGGAGUGCAUAACCAUGAGAGCCCAUGUGUGGUUUACUGUACUCAGGACAGCUUUGGUGUGGGCUCCUCUAACCAGAGGCCAUUGAAGGCUCCACAUCCAUGGUCCUUACAGGCAGCACACUCCGCUUCGUAGAUGUCAUUGGCUGAUGCUUUUGUUGGGAUUUAGAUCGAGUUGUAGUGUAAAUGAGAUUUUCCAACAUGUGGAGUGAGGGCUUGGACAUCUCUAUUUUGAAUUUUGAUGUUGAUAGAUGAACAGCUAGUGUAAAAUUAAGUAUAUGGUUGUGAUUGUCUUUCAUGAUCAUGGCCCCCUCUCUCUCUGAUAUGUAAGUGCUCACAUACAUGUGACUGUUUUAGUAAUGUCAAAACCUUGAGAAUGGAAGGAUACUUGCCUGAGUA
Magnolia sinica is the source of this 940-nucleotide messenger RNA. Its product is annotated as probable WRKY transcription factor 50. The record is from RefSeq and is a predicted model, not a curated record. Gene Ontology annotation, biological process: regulation of DNA-templated transcription. The coding region runs from base 39 to 677 and encodes 212 amino acids. Lineage: Eukaryota; Viridiplantae; Streptophyta; Magnoliopsida; Magnoliales; Magnoliaceae. The transcript is spliced from 3 exons. Gene Ontology annotation, molecular function: sequence-specific DNA binding; DNA-binding transcription factor activity.